AUGGGGAGCAGCAGUCUGUUCUUCGUCGCAAAAUCCUCUUCCCCUUCCUCUGAAAAGGUUGAGAUGAAGACGAAGAAAGCGAUGAAGCUUUCGAGUCACAGUACUCGCAGCACACGACGGAACUUCGGGGACCUGUCGUUGCAUCGAGAAGAAGGAAAAGAAGAGAGAGACAAUCAUGAUAAUCGUUUGAAGUCGUCGUCGUUGUGGCAAUUGCAUCAAAAGCACCAAAAGUGGUCUUCAACUGUUUUCGUCUCCUCGUGGUGUUUCGUCGCGUGCGUUUUGCUUCCCAUGCACUUUUCUCCUCCUUCUCCGGCGACGGCAUCGACGAUGACGAUGGAAGAAGACUCAAACAUUAGCAGCAUGAACAACGGCAAAGCGCUUUUUAAAGGCGCCGGAGGAUGCAUCGGAUGCCACGCCGCCGGUGGAAAUAUCGUAGAAGCUGGCAAAACGCUCUCGCUUCAAGACUUGCGAAAGAACGGCGCGAACGGUAAAGAAGACGUGGCGGAAGUGAUAUCGUUGGGGAAGAAUAAAAUGCCCGGUUACGGGGAAAACUGCGUCGGGAAAGGUAAGUGCACGUUCGCGAAACGACUGACUGAGAAAGAAAUAGACGAUUUGAGCGCGUUCGUCUGGAACGUCGCCAACGACGAAAGCGAGUCGUCCUGGGCGAAAGCGCUCGAAUGA
Messenger RNA from Bathycoccus prasinos, 681 nucleotides. RefSeq names its product cytochrome c553, chloroplast precursor. NCBI's taxonomy places the organism in Eukaryota, Viridiplantae, Chlorophyta, Mamiellophyceae, Mamiellales, Bathycoccaceae. The transcript has a single exon. Gene Ontology annotation, molecular function: electron transfer activity; heme binding; iron ion binding. The coding region runs from base 1 to 681 and encodes 226 amino acids. The record is from RefSeq and is a predicted model, not a curated record.